GCGCGCCAGACGCACGCGCGAGUUCGGCCGUUGCGUUUUUACGCGGGAAAUAUUUACGUCAUUGUUUACGUGAACUUUUAAUAAAACUGCAUAAAUGAAUGCCUAUACACUGAAAUAAAUACAGAAUGGAUUACAAAAUGGAGAUUAUUGCGCUACUUUUAUGCGCUAUGUGUGCACUUGUGGCAUCAAUCACAAUCACACCCAACGGAAACAGUCCAGAAAUAAAAAUGGUAGGAGGAAUGUCAGUGGACAUGCAUGAUGGUUUCAUACCAAUGGAAUCUAAAGUAGAAGAAACCACUGUUAGAACAAGUCGUGGAAGAAAACGAAAAGCCAAUAACUCUACAAAAUUAUCUAUCAAUGAAAGAUAUAGAAGACUGAUACCCUACAUGACAUUUUACUAUGCUAAUGAUUUGGCAACACCAACGACUGACAAUGUGAAGGAGGUAGAGGUGGAAAAGGCAGAAAUAGUUGAGACUGGGGCAAUAAAUCCCACAGAUUACCGUGAGCCCAAGAAAAUUAUCUACACUAACAGAAACAUUCCCAGAUAUCAGGGUAACCGAUUGACUCAGCAUAACAUCGCAUCAGCCAAUCCAACAAAAAUAUAUUACAAAGGUGGUGUACCAGUGUACCAAAGUCCGAGUAAGGUUUCUCAAAAUUACAAUCCAUUACUGUCGGACUAUAACGUGCAGCUACACAACGAUUAUGAUACUGGGAGAGUGGUUCAUAAACAGAUAUCAAAAUCUCCUGGCUUUGCAUUUGUAUCUUCGACACGAAAACCUUAUUUAAAUCUGUAUAAUGAGGACUCGCCUAAUAUCAGAUAUUAUUUAUCAGAAAAACCAAAAUAUAAGUUGGUGCCUUAUGAGCAAACGCCUCCCAUUAAAGUCCCCGAAAAUGAAAAUGCUUAUGACAUAACGAAAAAACCAGUACCAGUAUCUGUGUUAAUACCUAAAGAGCAAGUUUACUUAAAGCCAAGACCGGCUCGACCUCAUUACGUUUAUGAUAAUAUUGACGUUCAACAAGCCACUAUCAGGAAACAACCUGCGAUCGUUUCCGAAAGUUACUACGAGAAACAACGUCCUCCGCUCUCGUUGCCCCAACCUGUAAUACAAAGUGGAUUUAAACCGAUACUCCAUGCACCUCAAUACUCUAAGGAAAGUACAGUUUAUUCGUCCAAUAUACCAGAGAGUGGUAAUUCAGAAUUUGAAUUUCAAAAACAACAGGAACCACAUGUACAGUCGGCACCAAAUGUAAAUUAUGACGAUUUUAAGCCUCAAUACUAUCAGUAUGUUGUAGAUCAGACCACUAUAAAACCCCCACAGCAAGUCACUUCCAACGCAAUACCACUAGCUACAUUACUGAAUUCCCUCCAACUAAACAAGUCUAUUCCGAAGCCUAUCACAAAAGAAAACGUGGGCGCGUCUAUUAGAACUUUACUGCAAGUAUUGAAUGUUUUAAAAGCUGUCCCACAGCAAAACAAUAUUGAAGCACCAAUCUUAAGCACUCCAAAACCAUUUGUGCCUUCUAAGGCUGUCAAAGUUAUAGCUGAACCUGUAAAAGAAAUUCAACCAGAAGCUGAACGUGAAGAGAAUCUGCCUGAUGAGGAGUUUCCAGCAGAACCUUAUCUGGAUCCUGUGAACCCACCAUCCCAACAUCUUGAUGAAGUAGCAUCUGGCGGUGGUACCAGCCAGCAUUUCCCCUUGCAACAGGCGUCAGAUGACGAGGGCGGUACUCCGGGGCGGCCGGGCAUCGACUAUCCCAUUCUCACUACAAUUCCGACGACAAGCUUCGACUGCAAGACUCAGCGGUACAAAGGCUUCUUCGCAGAUCCUGAGACCCGUUGCCAGGUUUGGCACUACUGUGAUUUGAACGGUGGGCAGGCAUCAUUCCUGUGCCCCAAUGGGACGAUAUUCUCCCAAGCGGGGCUCACUUGCGACUGGUGGUUCAACGUGCGCUGUGCAUCUACCACGCAGCUUUACGUGCUCAACGAGAGCCUUUACAAAUACAUCCUGCCGCACUCGCCGAAGUUCCCCGAAGAUUACAGCGGGCCCCUGGUUGAUAAAUAUUUAAGUCUGAAGUUUAAAGAAAUGGAGGAACAAUUCAAAAAGAACAAAAACAAGCAGAGCGCUUCCGAAAAGACUGACUCUGAUGAAGAGGAAUCGGAUGACUCUAGUGAAAGUUCUACUGAAACGGAAGAUUCCAGUGACGAGAAAAACAGUGAACCUAGCAAGGCAGGAGAAGGCGCAGUCAGUGAGGCCAGCGUCGUGGUGGGUUCACCGGGCGAAAGUGGCAAAGUUGAAAGGCUACAAGACUAAAAUCUCACAUAAACUGUACAGAAAUGAAAACGUUCCUUAAAACGUAUUUACUGCACACAAGAAAACUGCUCGCAGUUUCAUUAUCUGGGUUGAAAGCUUCGAUGUCACCUCUUACAUUAACAACUGGAUGUCCCCUCUGAAUCAUCAUUUAAAAUGUGCAAAAACAUUAUAUGAAUUGGAUAAGUGUGCCAAUGAGAUUUAACUGUAACGGAUGUCCAGUUAUAGAGAAGCUGCAGUAUUUAAAUUUAAUUUAAUUAGGACUAGAUUACUACGUGUAAUUCCUCAAAUGGGAAGAAGUCAUUUUGCAAAAAUAUUUGAACACCAAUUUUUGACUGUCGAUAAGUGUCGUGACUUUGAGUUUUGGACUGUGAUUGGGUUUCCCGAUUCGGGAGUCUAACAAUCAGUCAGUGACUGCUAGCAAUUGAUUGAUUUCAACAAAUGCUGUGUUCUUAGAUUAAUCUUGAUCCACUGUCUAUAAUGACGCGUGUAAACACAUUAGGGUUUCCUCAACCUGACCACGUAAUCGUACAUAACACAACUUAUUCUUUCUAGAGGAUCUUUUGGAAUGUGAUAGUGGAUCGAGUGGAGAUUUUGAUCGCACUUUUUAUUGCUUUUAAGUAUGCAAUCUUCAAUCAAUAAACAGAGCUACAGUUAUCAGAAUAUUUUCCGUUAAUGCCAUCGCACGAAUGGCUUAGUGAGUCAUCUAGAGUAAUAAAAUCUCGUAAAUGCAAAGGGAGUAGGUAUAGCUACAUUACUAACUGUGAUAAGUAGAUGGCUAAAACCUGUGUGCUUGCUCCUAUGCAAAUAGCAAGUAAUUUGUGACUGACUGUAUUGCCAGAUAUGUGAAUGUUGGUAAAUCUGUAGUUAUUUAUUUUUGCCAUUUGCCACUGUCAACUUCUUUCUUAAAUUAUAACUAGUAUUAGGGAAUUAAACUUGCCAUAUAUUGCCAUGUUUAAUUCAGAUUGAAUGUAGGUAUGUGUGUUUAGAUGACUUUGAGCAGAAAGUAACUUAAUUGUAAUGCUAGUAUUUAUAGUGGAAUACUCAUAGUGAUAUUUGUGCAAUGUGUAAAUAAAUCACACCUAUUGUAUGUUUUGCCAUUAACAACAUGAUAAUUACUAAACUGUGCAAUAAAAUUAUUUGAUAUCAGA
Molecule: messenger RNA, 3460 nt
Organism: Helicoverpa zea (corn earworm)
Lineage: Eukaryota; Metazoa; Arthropoda; Insecta; Lepidoptera; Noctuidae
Exons: 5
Coding region: 126-2312 (728 amino acids)
Cellular component (GO): extracellular region
Molecular function (GO): chitin binding
Source: RefSeq, a predicted model, not a curated record